UCUUCGUAUAAGCUCUUGAAUGCGCUAUAAAAUCCGUUUUGCCGAGACGCAGAGAGGGAGAGACGCUGAGUGCAACCAUGGCGCAGGUUUUUAAUCUCAUCUUUAUUUUCUACGUAAGCAUUAAGUUAGCUGAAGAUGUGACUGCAAUGACUAUGACGGGAGAACCUGAAGACGUCAGCGGAUGUAAUUCAAAUCCUUGCCAGAACGGAGGUUUAUGUCAGGAAACAGAUGAAAACUACAUGUGUAUCUGUCCUCCAAAACAACAAGGGGAAUAUUGUGAAAAGCAUGUCCUGCUCAAUUGUGAUUAUGUCACAUGCCCAAACGGAGGCACCUGUGUGGAGACAGCGGAGUCAUUCAAAUGUGUCUGUCCGCCAGGUUAUACUGGGCCAUAUUGUGACAUGCCUUCUUGA
Molecule: messenger RNA, 410 nt
Organism: Lingula anatina
Lineage: Eukaryota; Metazoa; Brachiopoda; Lingulata; Lingulida; Lingulidae
Biological process (GO): Notch signaling pathway
Molecular function (GO): calcium ion binding; Notch binding
Source: RefSeq, a predicted model, not a curated record